Messenger RNA from Pygocentrus nattereri (red-bellied piranha), 915 nucleotides. RefSeq names its product trace amine-associated receptor 13c-like. Gene Ontology annotation, biological process: G protein-coupled receptor signaling pathway. The record is from RefSeq and is a predicted model, not a curated record. Gene Ontology annotation, cellular component: membrane. Gene Ontology annotation, molecular function: trace-amine receptor activity. Lineage: Eukaryota; Metazoa; Chordata; Actinopteri; Characiformes; Serrasalmidae. The transcript has 2 exons. Bases 1 to 915 code for a protein of 304 amino acids.
AUGAACAUUACUGAAGAUCAGCUUAACAUGUCCAUCCAAUAUUGCUUUCCUGACAAUAACGCAUCUUGCAGAAAGGAGCUCCACACUCCCACCAACCUGCUCAUCCUCUCUCUGGCUGUGGCGGAUCUUCUCGUGGGACUGAUUGUUAUGCCUGUGAAAAUAGUGGAGCUUAUUGACUCCUGUUGGUAUCUUGGAAAAAUUGCAUGCUCUGUUUCUCCAAUAAUCUUUGGUCUCCCAAUGUCAGCAUCUCUCUGUAGCCUGGUUUUCAUUGCAAUUGACCGGUACAUUGCUGUGAGUGACCCUCUGCUGUACUCUACGAGAGUCACAGUUUGUAAAAUGUCAAUGCUCAUAAUUAUAGGAUGGUCAUUUUGUUUAUUUUAUGUCAUUAUCUAUACCCACUUUAAUGAUCACCUUCUUCAAUCUCAAAUCCAAUCCACUGGUUGUUAUGGGGAGUGUGUCUUAUUCAUCAAAUAUUCCUGGGUGAUUAUUGACCUGGUUAUUUGUUUUCUAGCCCCUUGCUCUGUUAUACUGGUCUUGUAUUUAAUCAUUUUCAAUGUGGCCAAACGUCAAGCUAAAGCUGUUAAAGCUGUGAGGAACAAAGCCACAAAAAAACAUGGAGCCAAAGUUUCCAGUUCCUCUGAAACCAAAGCGGCGAAAACACUGGGAAUUGUCAUUUUUGUUUAUCUUGCUUGCUGGAUUCCGUUUUAUGUGAGUUCUCUGUCAGUUGAAAGUGUCACAACAGUAUCAAUAGUGUGGACUGUGUUUGGAUGGCUAAUGUACCUUAACUCCUCUGUGAAUCCUUUAAUAUAUGCCAUUUUCUAUUCAUGGUUCAGAGAAUCAACUAAGUGUAUUUUAUCUUGUAGAAUAUUUGAAUCCUCAUCUUCAAGGUUUAAUUUGUUUUCAGGACGUUUUUAA